GGAAGGUGCUAUGCUGUUCCAGGUUCUGUAUGCACUUUGUGUUUACUUGCCACAGGGUUGCGGGCCUUUGAGGUCCAGUUGGUGCUAAGGCAGGCCCUCCCCAACAUCUGGACAGUGCUGCAAGAUGAAGGGGUGUUAGUGAGGAAGGUUAGCACACAGUACCGCUGGUAUCUGCAGAACACCUCUUGUGAUCCAGAGAGCCGUUGGAAGGAGAAGAUUCUUCUCUCUGCGAGGGGUUUUUCUGUCUUUUUCCAGAUGCUUGUGAAAGCCCAGAAGCCCUUAGUGGGACAUAAUAUGAUGAUGGAUCUGCUUCAUCUCCAUGAGAAGUUCUUCAGACCUCUCCCAGAAAGCUACGAUCAAUUUAAGCAGAAUAUCCACAACCUAUUUCCUGUUCUCAUUGAUACCAAGAAUGUGACAAAGGAUAUCUGGAAGGAACUGAAUUUUCCAAGGGUUUCAAACCUUUCAGAAGUGUACAAAGUCCUGAACAGUGACUUAAAUCCCACCAAGAAUUCUGGACCAGUGAUUAUUCACGCAAGGAAAUGUGAAAAAUAUGUUGGGAUGGAGUACCCCCACGAAGCAGCGUAUGACGCCUUCCUCUGUGGAUCAGUUCUUUUGAAAGUGGCACACUUGCUCCUGCAGAGGUUGCACGGCAACAGCCCCAUCCCUGAGCCCUGCUUUUCCCAGUACCUCCAUGUGCUGGCUCCUUACGUGAACCAAGUGAAUCUCAUCCGAGCUGGGGUCCCUAAAAUCAAUUUUCCUGGUCCUGAUUAUCCCAGUAUCCGGCCCCCCAUCCUCAUCCUCAGUGUCAGGAAGUGGCUUGGGGUCAGUGAGCAGCAGGUCUACCACGAGUUUCACAAUCUCUGCAAGUUUGAUGUCAGGCGACUCACACGAAGCCAGUUCUUGCUGCUGACCAAUAAGUUUAAGGAUCUGCGGAAUGUCCUGAAGGAGUACAGGGGCCACCCGACCCUGCAGCUCUCCGUGUAUCGGUACUGGAGACAUUCCCCAAAUGUCAACUGCUUGUUGCAAGUCUGUGGCAUCGUCACCACCUGGGCUGUGCUUGCAUUUCUGCUCGGAAGACCCAGCCCCUGAGCGCAGUGGGCUGCCUGAGCCACCGUCCCACCUGAGCCACUGUCCCAUCUCCACGCCUUCCUGGGUAGCCCAGCCUGGGUUUUGUUUGUGUAAAUCAUAUUCUGUUUGCAGAUGGAUCUGGAUGGUCCUUACUAGAAAUUCUGUUAUGUUUGAAUGUGAAAUUCUGUGAACACUAUCAAUGAUAAAGAAAUCCUUGCAUGUAG
Messenger RNA from Galeopterus variegatus (Sunda flying lemur), 1292 nucleotides. RefSeq names its product poly(A)-specific ribonuclease PARN-like domain-containing protein 1. The transcript has 12 exons. Lineage: Eukaryota; Metazoa; Chordata; Mammalia; Dermoptera; Cynocephalidae. The annotation marks the transcript as partial. Gene Ontology annotation, biological process: nuclear-transcribed mRNA poly(A) tail shortening. Gene Ontology annotation, cellular component: endoplasmic reticulum; cytoplasm. The record is from RefSeq and is a predicted model, not a curated record. Gene Ontology annotation, molecular function: poly(A)-specific ribonuclease activity; RNA binding.